Messenger RNA from Acipenser ruthenus (sterlet), 1728 nucleotides. Its product is annotated as GTP-binding nuclear protein Ran. The record is from RefSeq and is a predicted model, not a curated record. Gene Ontology annotation, cellular component: nucleus; cytoplasm. NCBI's taxonomy places the organism in Eukaryota, Metazoa, Chordata, Actinopteri, Acipenseriformes, Acipenseridae. The transcript is spliced from 7 exons. Gene Ontology annotation, biological process: ribosomal subunit export from nucleus; protein import into nucleus. The coding region runs from base 199 to 846 and encodes 215 amino acids. Gene Ontology annotation, molecular function: GTPase activity; GTP binding.
UCAUGAACUGGCCACGCUGGUUUGUACAGAGCGCCCAUACCCCCUGUCACAUGACGGGGGUGGGGUGUGUGACGUCACAAACCCCUCUCACAUGACGGGGGCACCUACCGGCUGAAGUCCGCCUGGGUGCCGGCAUUUUCUUUACUCCUCUUGGAGCGACGCGGGUUUGAGAAGAAACGCCGGAACUCGGUUUGAUUGAUGGCUGAAGGGGAACCGCAGGUGCAGUUCAAGCUGGUGCUGGUUGGAGACGGGGGGACGGGGAAGACCACCUUUGUGAAGAGACACCUGACUGGAGAGUUUGAGAAGAAAUACGUUGCCACGCUGGGGGUGGAGGUGCACCCCCUGGUCUUUCACACCAACAGAGGGGCGAUCAAGUUCAAUGUGUGGGACACGGCCGGCCAGGAGAAAUUCGGGGGGCUGAGAGACGGAUACUACAUUCAAGCUCAGUGCGCUGUAAUCAUGUUUGACGUCACGUCGCGUGUCACCUACAAAAACGUCCCCAACUGGCACCGGGACCUGGUGCGCGUCUGUGAAAACAUUCCCAUCGUGCUGUGCGGCAACAAGGUGGACAUCAAGGACCGGAAAGUGAAGGCGAAGUCCAUCGUGUUCCACAGGAAGAAGAACCUGCAGUACUAUGAUAUCUCUGCGAAGAGUAACUAUAACUUCGAGAAGCCCUUUCUGUGGCUGGGCAGGAAGUUGAUCGGUGACCCCAACCUGGAGUUCGUUGCCAUGCCGGCGCUGGCCCCGCCCGAGGUUUCCAUGGACCCCACGCUGGCAGCGCAAUACGAGCUGGACCUGAAGGUCGCUUCGGAAACGGCGUUACCAGACGAGGACGACGACCUUUAACCUGCUGACCCUCUAGCCUCAGGGUUCCAGAGGGGGCGGAGUUUCCCUGUUUUUUUUAAACUCCGCCCCCCCCUCCCAGAAAAAAAUGAACAUUCUGAACCAAAGCCGCUCUCUCUCUCUCUCUCUCUGUCUGUGUCUCUCUCUCUCUCUCUCUCUCUCUCUCUCUAUCUGUCUCCCUCUCUCUCUCUCUAUCUCUGUCUCUCUCUCUCUCUCUCUCUCUCUCCCUCUCUCUCUGUCUCCCUCUCUCUCUCUCUCUCUAUCUGUCUCCCUCUCUCUCUCCCUCUCUCUCUCUCUAUAUCUCUGUCUCCCUCUCUCUCUAUCUGUCUCCCUCUCUCUCUCUCUCCCUCUCUCUCUCUCUAUAUCUCUGUCUCCCUCUCUCUCUAUCUGUCUCCCUCUCUCUCUCUCUCCCUCUCUCUCUCUCUAUAUCUCUGUCUCUCUCUCUCUCUCUAUCUCUCUCUCUAUCUCUCUCUCUCUCUCUCUUUCUCUCUCUCGGUUCAAUUAUAUGCAACAAACAGCACUUAAUAAAAUAAAAGUCACAACAACAGCAAAAAAUAAUAUAAAAAAAGACCUAGGAUUACAUUAUUGUAAGUUUGCUAAUAUGAGAAGUUCAUGUGAUCCUGCCAAGCUGCAUCAGAGCAGGGAUGAUAAUCAGACUCCUGCUGCACAGCAGUGUGAUCCAGUCCAGUCCAGUCCAGUCUAGUGAUAUUAAACUGCAGUUACAAUGUAAUUCCAGUCCAGUCUAGUGAUAUUAAACUGCAGUUACAAUGUAAUUCCAGUCCAGUCUAGUGAUAUUAAACUGCAGUUACAAUGUAAUUCCAGUCCAGUCUCGUGAUAUUAAACUGCAGUUACAAUGUAAUUCCAGUCCAGUCCAGUCUAGUGAUA